AUGGAUAUAUUUCAAUUCAGUUUAAAUACAAAUCAAACUAAUAACUCAAAUUAUACUUCAGAUACAAAUUCCAGUUUUAAUUUAAGUAAUAUAAGUUAUACUCAUAAUAAUGAUAUAAUAUCCGAUAAUCAAUAUAAUUUCAUACAAUCAUUAUGUAAAAGAUUAGAAUCAAUUCUACCUAAUCAUUCAGGUCAUACAUUACAAGAAAUUGAAAUUGAUCCACAAUUUAUAAUUACAAGAAAUAUUUUAUUAAAUUUCAAAUCAAAAAAUGUGCAUUUUAUGUCAUCAAUUUUAACUUCCUUCGCAUCAAUACUUAAAAUUAUAAAUAAUGAAUCUAAAAAUAUUAAAUUAAGAUCAAGAGAUGAAAAACUGAGAACUUCAACUUUAUUAUUAUUAAAUAUAUUAGCUGAUAUAAUUGAAGUUGAUUGGAAUAGAAGUUUAAUUACUUUUACAAAAGAUAAAGAAGUAAUUAGUAAUUAUUCAAAAUUUUAUCAUUAUGAAGUUCCUAGAAAAUUGAAUAUCGACAUGAUAUCUGGUUUAAUUGAUUUAUUUUUGAAUAUGUUAAGUUCUGGUAUAGUAAAGAAAAUUUUGGCAUUGGUUAAGAAUGAACAAUCAUUUAUUAAAAUAGCUACCGCCACCACUAAACAAGACGAAGAGCAACUUCAAAGUCAAGACGAUGAUUUGGUGCAAUCUCAAAUUGAUGACAUUGAUACCUAUCUAGGAAUUAUACUAAGUUACAUUGCAACUGCAAAUCCAGUUGAAUAUUUGAAUUACGUGGAAACCAAAUUGUACAGAUUUUCAAAAAUUAAUGAAAAUAUACCAUUACCAACAUUACAAAAAUAUUGUCCAUUAAUUAAAUUCCUAUUUUAUUCAAAAGAAAACGUUUUAAAAGCUGGUGAAAAUGGUUUCCAUUGUUUAUCUUUCAUAAAAUCAACAACUUGGAAACAAGUAUUUUUAUUCAUGAUAGCUGAUGCAGUUAAAGAUCAAAGUUUUUCAAGACCUUCUGAUUAUUAUGAAUUGGUUGAUAUUGAUAAUCAUCAACAAUUACAAGUAGCCAGAAAUUUUUUCGAUGCAACAUUUGCUUUAUUCGAUGAAAAUUUGACUUCAAUAUCUUGUGCCUCAUUUGUAUUAACCUGGUAUGUUGUUUUAUGUAUCGAUGAUUUUGGCGAAAUGAUUAGUAAUAAACCAUUAAAUAAAUUGAAAACAACAUUUAAUAAAAGAUUAAAAUAUUUAACAAUGAUUUUAAAAGAUUCUUCAAAUGCUUCUAAUUUAGAAAGUUUUGAUGCUUUGAUCAAUAUAUUUCAUUUAGGUGCAAGAUUACAAACUUAUAAUUAUGAUAAACAUCCAGUUUAUUUAUUCAGUUUACGAUAUUUAGAUGAAACUCAUUCUAAUUUAUUAAAAUUUGGUGAAUUUAAUAAAGAUAAAUUUGAAAAUGAUGAUCAAUUGAAAAUGCAAUAUGAAUUUUUAAUUGUAAAUUAUUACAUUGUUGCAAUUUUAUUACGUCCUGAUAAAUAUAUUAAAGUUGUAAUUCAUAAUUAUAAACUUCAUUCACAUGAAAUUAAAGCUACCAAAACUAUGGUCAAAAUUAUACAAAGAUUAUCAGAGAUUGAAACUGCAAAAUCUUGUUAUCAAAUUGUUAUGAAAGAAUUGACUCCAACCUUAAAAUCAAUUAUAUUUGGGUGUUUGAAAAUUUUAAAUAAUUAUGAAAAUCAAGAAAUUCAGUCUAUUUCAGUUUCAUCACAGGCUUCAGCGUAUUCUGAUUCAGUACUUGUUGAUCCAAAUGAAAUGAAAGCUAACCGGUGUACUCAAAUGGCAUUUGAUAAAAUCAAAACAGAUUUAGAUCAUUAUAGUGAUGAUCUGGAUAUACCUUCCACUCACUUAAUUCAAGAAACUGAACAAAUAUUGGCAGAUAUUUUUACUCUUUUUUUACCUGCACCGGAAUUAUAUUUUAAUGACGUACGAUUAAUGAAUGAUGAAAAUUUAGAUAAAAUACCUUAUGCACAAUUAUUAGGAAGUAUAAUAGAUUUUGUUCAUGAAUGUGUUAUUCCAUUAAGAUUAGCAUUCAAAUUCAAAUAUUCAGUUGUGAAUAAUAAUUUAUUUGAUUCAGCAAAAGAAUUAUCGAUUCGAAUAGUUCAAACAGAUACUAAAAUAGCAUCCGAUUAUACAACUUUAUCAGCAUUUGCUAAUUUCAAUAUUUGUAAUUGUAUUAUACAAUCUAUCUGUGAAACAUGUUUAGCUUUAUCGUUAUCGGAUUCAAAAUUCAAAUUCAGUUUCUUAUUUUUAAAUAAAUUUUUACAAAUGAGAAAUGAAUAUAGUGAUAUUUUAUUGAAUAAUAAAAUAUUAAUGGAUCCAAAAUCAAGAGAUUUAUUUGAAACUUGUGGUGAUGUGAUACAUGGAGUUGAAAAAGUGUUAUUACUUUCAUUAUGUACUCAUGAUGCUCAAUUUUAUAAUUAUGCUAAACAAGGUAUUGUCUGGUAUUUAAAUGAAGUACACAUCAAUAGUUCAUUAUAUACUGCUGAAGAUAUACAAGAUAAUCUUAUAGAUACCUUCGAAGAGUUACAUAAAGAAGAUAGAUUAUUUACUGGAUUUGUUUCAUUACAUAAGAAACAUAGAGAUAUUUUAAGAGAAGCUAAACCAACAUUAUCUUUAUAUCAAGUUUGGUUUAUGAUUUAUAAUAGAUGGAAGAAAAUGUUGGAAAAUAGUUAUAAAAUUGAAUCCGAAAAUAAUUUAAUCUUUAGACAUUUUACUGGUUUUUUGGUAUCUACAUCUGGUUGUUUUAUAUCUGGUAAAAAUCAGUUCUUUGCUGAUAGUGAAAUACAAAGUAAAUGUUGUCAAAAUAUAUCCGACUUUUUUGAUAGAUGUAUUGGAUUAUUAAUAUCACCAAAUUUAGUUGUUAGAGUAAUUAUUAAAGAUAUUUUAUCAAAUGAAUCACAUUCAGAUGUUUAUCAUUUAAUUGCUACAAAAUUAAUGAAUACAGCUAAUUCAUAUACUGAGAAUAAAAAUAUUAAUAACGAUGAAGUUAUUGUUUUCCUUGAACAUGCUUUAGUUAUUAUGACAGCAAUGAUUAAUGUUAAGAAUGAAGGUGCUUUAUUAUUAUCUAGUUUAUUACCAGUAAUAUGUCAAUUUUUUAUUAAAUUUAUAAAUGAAAUCAAAAAUGAUACUGAUAAUUACAAAUUGAAAUUAAAAUUCUCAAAAUUGAUAAUUGUAUUGGAAAGUGAUCGUAAAUCAACUGGUUUAUCAGGUGCUUAUAAAUUGAGAAAUUUUUAUGCAAAAUCAAUCUGUGAAUGGUUAGAACAAGCUAUAUUGUCAGAUGAAAUUGAUUUUUAUAAAGAAUCUGAAAUUUCUUAUUUAGCUAUUGAUUUUGCUGUUCAUUGUUCAAAAGCAAUUAAAUUACAAUUAGAAUGUUUAUUAUUGGAAAUUCCUGAAGGUAUUAAAGAUAAAGAAAUUAAAAAAUAUAAAGAUUUAGCAUUUAGUAAUUAUUUUUCAUUAUUUUAUAAAAUUAUUCAAAAAUAUACUAAAACAUCAUCAAAAUCAAAAUUUAAACAUAAACUACAAUUAAUCACAGAUAAUGUAUUGAGUUCAAUUACAAAUUUAUUACAAUAUGAUUCAGAAAUUGGAAUACAAUUUGUUUUACCAAUGGGAUAUCAUGAAAAUAAAAAAAUUAGAGCAAUUUUCUUGAAUGUAUUUGCUGAUAUGUUACAAUCACAAUCAAUGAAAACUAAUCAAGAAGAAUAUCCAAAUGAAUUAAUUUUUCAAUUGACUGAUAAUACUGAUAUUUUUGGUUCAAUAGCUGAAACUGCAUCUUCAUUAGAACAUAAUUUAUUAGCCUCAUCUUUAUUUGGCAUUUUCACAUAUACAAAUAACUUGCGUAAAUUAUUUCAAAUAUUGUUAAAUGAUGAAAUUACGAAAUUAAAUAGAGCAACUGAUUUAUUUAGAAGAAAUUCAACAUUGACGAGAUUAUUGUUUAAUUUUACCCAAGAAUAUGGAUUAAAUUAUUUAAAUCAAGUACUUCUGCCAAUAAUUGAAGAAAUUAUAACAAAAGAAGUUCAAUUUGAAGUUGAAAAGAAAGAUGAUCCGGAAUCAGCCAAAAUAUUUUUAUCGUAUUUUACUAGAAUGGUUGACCUGAUUGUUGACUCCUUUGAUUCAUUACCGAAUCCAUUCAAAAUUGUUUGUGGAAAUAUUUAUCAAUGUGUCAAUGAAAAAUUUGGUGAUUCAGCUUUAGUUGCCGUUGGUUCAUUUUUAUUUUUAAGAUUUUUCUGUCCUGCCAUCAUCAAUCCAGAACAAUAUUUUAAAUUAGAUGUUCAAAAUGUUAAGGUAAAACGUUCAUUAAUGCAAUUAGUCAAAGUAUUACAAAAUAUGGCAAAUGGUGCUUUUUCAUCAAUUGCUAAAUGGCCUUCAUUGGCUAAUAAAAACGAACAAUUGGAUGCAUUGAAUAAGAAAAUUUAUGUAUUUUUAAACCAAGUUUCAACAUUAGAUUUGAAAGAUUAUCCAUUUACUGAAAAGAGAGAAAAAGUUCCAAAACCAUUAGCUGAAAUUAAAUAUCUUCAUAAAUUUAUUUAUCAAUAUUUUACUUCGAUUAGAUCAAAUUUUAUACUUGGUAAAUCAGCAUUUGGUAUAAACACAUUGCAAAAAAGAGUUGAAUGUUUUAAAAAAUUUGAUGAAGUAGUAAUGAAAUUGGGACAACCAAAACCAAGUGUAAAAUUACAAUUGAGUACAUCUAUGAAAUUAUUAGAUAAUAAUAAUAACAACGAUGAAGAAGAAAAUAAAUAUAACGAUUUCAUGACCAAGAUGUCUUUAAGAUAUACGGAUGUUCAAGAAGAAGCAAGUGAUGUAAUUCAUAGUUCAAUCUUUAAAGAUGGUACUCCUGCAGUUGUAGUCAAUUUAAAAAGAAUGAGAGAUAGACAUGAAGAUAUUGAUUAUCUUGUAUUUAAAUUAUUUGAAACAGCUUCUCAAGUUUGGGAUAAUAAAUUUUAUUUAGUUUAUGAUUUUUCAGAGUUUUACUUCUUCACUAAUAGUUCACCAAUAAAAUAUGCACAAUACUUUUCAACUUAUUCAUUAAAGAAUAUUUUUGAAAAUUGUCAAAGAGUUUAUUAUUUUAAUAUUCCAAGAACUGAAUAUAGGGGAAUUAUAAAUGCCAUGAUUAGUUUAAGAUCAAAAGGUGCUCAAUAUGGUACAAAAAUUUAUACUUAUUCAUCGAUGGAUCCUGAUAAUAUUGUGGGUAGUUUAUGCUUAGAUCCUGAAACUGUUAGUAUAAGUCGUGAUGCAAAAGUUACGUUUAAUAAUGUUAUUUUAUAUGAACCUUCUGCUGAUAGAUUUAUACCAGUUAAAUUAAAAAUUGGUAGAAAGUUUUUAACAAUUUGUUUUCAAGAAAAAUUAAAAUUGGAAAGUUCUUUGAAUAUGAGUGAAGGGUUUACUCCUGUUGAAGUUUAUAGAUUAUCAGAUUUUGUUAAAUGUGAAAUUUCAAAUACAACUGGUUAUGAUGAUGAAUUUACAAUUUAUCUUAAUCAUUCAAGUCAUGUAACUUUAAGAUCUCAUGAUAGAUUAGAAAUUUUAAGAUUUUUAUAUUUUACAACUUCAAGAUUACCAAGAGAAUUUACAUUGACUGAUCAUAAAAAAGAUUAUCAAAGUGAAAGUCAUGUAAUGCAUUGGUUUGGUAGAUUAUAUAAUAUUGUAUUUCAAGGUUUAUUAAAUGAUGAUGAAGAAUUGAAAUCUUCAGCUGCUUUAUUAUUUGGUUCUUUAUCUUCAUAUUUCAAUAUUGAUUUUGGUAUUACUGAAAGUCAUGCAAAAUAUUUACCAUUUCCUACUGAUGCUACAAAUUUUGUCGUCAAUGUUUCAAAUCAUUUAUCAUCAAAUUUCCCACAAAUGACAUUUAGAUUUUUUAAAGCAUUUUUUGAUAAUUAUGAAAAAAUGGAUAUUGGAACAAGAUCAAUUUCAAUUUUAUAUAUAUCACCAUGGAUUGGAAACGUUUAUGAUUUUGUUUAUUUACAAUAUAAUGGAAAUGGACCAAAUAGAGUUGCUGAUUUAGUAAGACAAUUUUGUAGAUUAUCAGUUGCAAAUAAGGAACAUGUUGCUUUUAUAAAUGAUUAUAUUUGGAAAAAAUUAUUUCAAGAAGCAAGAAUGGUUUCUACAUUAGUUGAUGAAGUUGUUGCAUUUGCAAUUGAUUCUAAAAAUGAAGGACCAGAUUGGUCAUUUAUAAUUUCGGUAAUUAAUCCAUCAAUUGAAGUUUGUGGUGAAGUUAUAUUAAGAUUAGUUCAAACUAUAAAUGUUACAGUUACUACAGAUUCUGCAAUUGCUUCACAAUCUAAAUUAUUUGAAAUUGAAGUUUUGAUUAAAAUUUGUUCAACAUUAUUUUUCAAUUCAUUUACAUUAUCAAGAUUAUAUUUAGCGGACAUUAUUUUUUUCGUUACAUUAUUUAUUGAUAAUGAUUAUUUAGAUGUUGGUCAUGAUUUACAAAAAUUGAUUAUAAGUUCAGUUCAAUCAUUUUUACAUAAACCAUCUUUGACUAAUUCUGAACAAAAUUCAAUCAAUGAAACAAUUGAAUAUUUUACAACUCCAAGAGCUAAAAUGUUAUUUGGAAUGACUAGGGAUUUAAAAUCAAGUCAAGAUGUAAGUCAAUCAUUCAAUCGUAUUAGUAAUUUUGAAAUUUUAUGUGAUUAUUUAAAUGAAGUUAUUGAUAUUGUAUCUACAUCUGAUGAUAAGACAAAUUGGAGAUCAAGAUGGGCAUCAAAUUCAAUUGAUGUUGCAUUUAAUAAUUUUUCAUUAUUUCAAGAUCGUGCAGUUUUAAUAGUUGGUAUAUUAUCAAAAUCAGGUAUUAAUGAUUCGACAGCUUGUCGUAGCUUGAAACUAAUUUCAAAAGGUGAAUUGCAUAAUAUAGGAAUAGUCAUUUGUUGUUCUAUUGCAAUUGCAAGAAUUUUAGAUGGUUUACCAACAGACUCUGUAUUACCGCCAAUUUUAAUUUGGCCACAAUUUUGUUUUGCUUUAAUGAAUUAUUCAGUUUUAUAUCAACCUGCAAUUCAAAAUUUAAUUACGUCAGUUGUUAAAAUUAUGGAUGUACCAAAAUAUUUUGAUUUUGCAUUUGAACAAAGACAAUUAUUAGAACCUUAUUUAUCUGAAUUUGAAAAAAGACAUGAUAUUUAUAUAACACAAGAGAAUUUUGGUGUUUAUAUCUUUUUUAUCUUAACUCAAGGUUUAAAAACUUCACAUGUUAGACAUUUGGCAUUAUGUUGUGUGAAGACAUACUUAAAGAAACGAUUUUCAAUUAAACAUAUAAGACCAAUUGAUGGAACACAAAUUAAUACAAAUGCAUUGGCAUAUCUUGUAUUUAUUUAUUUAUGUUCAGAUACAAAAGAUUUUGAAAAUUUUAUGCAACAAGGACUAAAUCUACCUGUUGAAUAUAUUGAAUAUAGUAAUCAAAAAUUACCAAAAUUAAUUUGUGAAUUUUUAUUACAACAAAAUGAAGCUGCAAAAGUAACAUUAUUACAUCUUGGAUGUUUUUAUAGUGAUAUUAAAGGUGCUGAUAUUGGAUUCAAGGCAAGAUUUAUCAAGAUUUAUCAGUAUAUUUUUGCAAAUAAUAAAACAAAUGCAUUAUAUAUUUAUCAUUUGAUUAAAAAUACAUUAUAUGACGAAUUGGUAAAUACCGUAUCAUUAGAAGUUGUUGAAGAUAUUUCAGAUAUAAUAACUUCAGUAUCAUUAUGUAAUGAUUAUAAACCAGAAAUUUAUCACAAUGAUAUCGAACAAUUGUUAAUUGAUAAGAAAAUUACAAUUGUAAUGAAAUUAAGAACAAUGCAACCACCAGAACAAACAAUUGAUGAAGAUGGGAAAUUUAAACCCCAUUUUGCAGUUGAUAUUAAAAGUAUUCAAGUUAUGCUUUAUAGAGCAGCAUGUAAUUAUGUUGAUGGGUGUAAAUUAGAAAACUAA
Insectozyma verbasci is the source of this 7917-nucleotide messenger RNA. Lineage: Eukaryota; Fungi; Ascomycota; Pichiomycetes; Serinales; Debaryomycetaceae. The record is from the annotation of a GenBank genome assembly.